CGAAGAGAACAGAAAAUAUCCAACAUCCGUUGAUUCGUGGCUCAAGCUGCCCUGAACUGGUUUCUCUUCGCAUCUGCUACAGAAAAGACCCCCCUUGUGCGCACGUUGUGCCGAACAAUGGCGCGCGUGCUGGCGGCGAUGCUGAUGGCGCUCGCCUUCGUGCGGGCUGCCGCCCUGGACACGGAAGAGUCGGAGGAUCGCCCCCACGGCGCCCGCAGGCGCGCCCGUGAGCGCGCGCUCAAGUCGGAGACCGACCUCGACAUAGCCAAGACCGGUUGCGCCCAGCUCGGCGGCGACAAAUGGUUCGCGGACGCGCACGGCGAGCUCUUCCAGGUGAAGCAGGAUCACUGCACGAUCACCUUCGGCCUGAAGACCAAGAGCGGCGAGACGGUGGAGAAGAGCGGCAUCGUCAGGGGCGCCAAGGUGUUCGUGGAGCCGCCCUUCCCCGAGGGCGAGGUGCUCGGAGCCGCCGUCCGGUUCGCGAACGGCGCCGCGUGGGAGCGCAAGUGGUGAGCGCCCGCGCCGCGGGCCCGCCUCGGCGCGCGUGCUACCCCCCCAGACCCGGGCCAGCCCAGUGCAGGCCUCGCCUCGUAGAGCCCGCGGGCGAGACAAAAGCAAGCACAACAGGGCAAGCACGACUUCGGCCGUCUUGCCGCUUCUUCUUUCCUCCUCCUCCUCCUCCUCCUCCUCCUCCUCCUCCUCCU
Molecule: messenger RNA, 704 nt
Organism: Prorocentrum cordatum
Lineage: Eukaryota; Dinophyceae; Prorocentrales; Prorocentraceae
Source: the annotation of a GenBank genome assembly